AUGGACGACCUCGCCCAUGAAGCCCUCCCCUUCCAGUCCCUCCGUCGCAAACGCAAGGCCGACCCCGACGACUGCCAGCCCCAGGACGCCCCCUCCGACGCCCCCUCCUGCGAGCCCAUGCUCAUCGACUCCUCCGCCACUCCCCGAUGUCCUUCCAAGCGCACAGACCGUCCGCCCGCCCCUUCCUGGCUCCUCCCAGACGCCGACCACGCCAUCGUCUCCUCCUGGCCAGAGCAUCCCCCAUCCUCCUCCAUGGCCUACAUGUCGGGCUCCCACAAGGACAGCCCGUCCAGACCAAAGCGUCCACGCAUCGAGAUACCCCAGCCCACCCCCGCCUCCCCACGACGCCUCCGCAGAGCCCGUGGUCUCUACAGCCACGCUGUCCCGUCUCCCCGCAGAUACGUCCGCCGCGCGCGGGCCGGCGAGACUCGAGAUACAGGCAUCGUCUCGGCCACAGAACCUGGCCCCAGCAGAGGCUCUUUGUUACGUGUAAACAGCUUACCUUCUACUCCCCGUCACACUUCUUCUCUCCCCGUCUCCCCCGUCGACCCCAUUUCGCCUCAUAUACCCCCACAUCAGCCUCCCGUGAAUCGCGAGACGCUGAAAGAAUUAGACCUCGAAGCGAUCUUGCGCAAUCCACAGCUCCGUCAUGAUCUGCUUUUCGACUCGGGACUGCAGUUUCGUCCCACUUCCAGUCGCCGGAAGCGCGACAUGGCGGAUAAUUACUGGCUCGCCAUCGUCCGAGAGUUGGAGACGGGAUGUACCUGCUUCACUAUCGACGCCCACGGGCGGCCGUGCGAGCGGAUAUGCGUCUGCAGCACACCGCAUAUACCCACAGGCAGGCCCAUAUAUGCGGUCGCCUUGGACCAUCGCACGACCGUGCGGGUGGCUUCGCGCAUCCGGCCGCUUCUGCUAGAGCUCUUGGAAGUGCUGGUGUCGAUCAUCCAACCCGUCAUGGCAAAAUCGCCCGGCUUUUGCGUCCAGCCAACGUCGCUGCACUCGCAAUUCCAGCAAAACCUCACGCAUGUCGCACAACUCCGAGAAGUGCUCGACGCGGACCUCAUCCAACAGGAACUCGACCACGGCCUGUUCGAUCCCUCUGGGGUGUUUCAGACAAUUGGCGAUAUCAUUCGAUGCCAUUGUGCGCCCAUGCGGGAUCAUGCGGUCGACCAAAUGGUUGCCCUCGCGAGAUCGUGUGCACCAGGCGGCAACGGCAGUAAAGUCGAUGCCGUUCGUGCGAUUCGGUUGUGCUUCGAGAUCAUGGAGCUGAUGAAACUGGAUGUCGCCAACCAUCAAUUGCAGACACUAAGACCAUAUCUUGUCCAGUCGGCUGCGCAGUACGAGCUCAAGACGUUCCAGGAGAGCAGGCAGGGCGGUCACCUCUCGCUUGCGGUGACCCGCGAAUGGCUGCAAUCCGCACAUCGCGAGGUCGCGCGGCGUGCUGAGAUGUCCGGGCUGUGCUCCCUUUCCGCGGGCGACGGCUACACAAAACUUCCUCACAGAACGCAGAUUCAGAUAGCGGCAACCAGCGCGAUCGUAGAUCUAGUCUUCAACCCCCCUUCACCCCCACCAGCCUCCCCCGCCUGCUCUCCACUACCCUCUACCCCACGAACGACACCCACUGUGACGCUUUUCGCAGGGUAUCCCGAGACGCUUUAUCUUGAUCACGGACGCCUCAUGACACUCACCACCGAUGCGGCAGAUUUCACCGCCUUGUACAUGCUCCUGAUGCUCUAUCGGCAGCUCGUGUUCUCCGGUUGCUCUGUGCAGGGGGAUGCCGCGAGGACGAACGUGAAGCUAGAUGAGCUGCUGAAACUCAAAAAGGAGAUCUGGGAUAUCGGGCCUCCACAUCUUGGCUUGUGCUUCCAAGGCGCACGGCGGACAGCAAGCCACAAGGAAGCUGGUGAGCGAUUGGAAGGCAAGACGGAUGCGGAGUGGGCGAAAUGGCACAACGAUAUCAGCAACGUUGUGCUGCAGGUGGCCAUGCGGGCGACGGACGCACGCCAGCGGACGAGCGCUGGCGCCUCUUCGUCCUGCUCUGCGCACGAUAUCAGGACGCCGGACGAGCAGACGAUCAAGCUUGCGUCGAGCUGGACCGAAUCGAAUCUGCGGCACGAGGCGCCGCUGAGCAUGCUGAUGCGGAAGCGGAUACGCGAGCAGGUGCUGGAGGCGGCGGUGGAGAUCAUGGUUCCGUCGCUGAAGAAGGGCGGGCUGCCAGCAGAGGGUGGCGUGCAGCAGGAGCCCGGGGCGGCGAGCGGGCUGGAGCCACUGAUGCCGGAGAUCCGCCACCUGGCGGAGAGGCUCGCAAAACUGGCAUCGAUUCAUUUGAAUGUCUACGGGGCGCUGUACGCGCAGCCCGGCUUUGUUGCAGAUUGA
This is a messenger RNA of Fibroporia radiculosa, 2376 nucleotides long. RefSeq lists its product as uncharacterized. The transcript is spliced from 3 exons. The record is from RefSeq and is a predicted model, not a curated record. The coding region runs from base 1 to 2376 and encodes 791 amino acids. NCBI's taxonomy places the organism in Eukaryota, Fungi, Basidiomycota, Agaricomycetes, Polyporales, Fibroporiaceae.